Notodromas monacha is the source of this 1706-nucleotide messenger RNA. The record is from the annotation of a GenBank genome assembly. NCBI's taxonomy places the organism in Eukaryota, Metazoa, Arthropoda, Ostracoda, Podocopida, Cyprididae.
CACACACACAACAACUUCUAGACUCAUUUAUUUCCCCAAAAAACUUCUCGCAUUCGGGGGAAGAAUCUACUCGAUUCUCGACCUUAUUCACUGCUACGGGGAUCAAUUCAGAACCCAUCAACUCUCCCCCUUUAUUUUCUACACCCCCAACCCCCCCUGAACGAAUAAAUAUUUAACCCCAUACAUAUAUAUAUAUAUAAAUAUAUUCUGACGAUAAGCUGUUCAGUCUCGAUCUUAACCAUGAGCGACACGGAUUUAUACGGAGGCCCGUCAACCGAGGAGUUGGUGAUGACGCCGGGGGGAAAGGGCAGCCGGAAGCCGUUGGAAACGUCUACGCCAAUCAAGGCCUUCAGCAACAGGACCGGAUAUCCGGAUCCGCGGAUCGUGACACACAGGGUCACCAGUAAUCCGGCCCUGGUGAUGGCAGGGAAACGCUGCUGGAGUCUCACCGACAUCUCCAGCAGUUGCUGCGACGGAUUCGGGGAUGGGGAAAUAAUGUUCAGGGGCGUCACUUCUGACAAGGAAAGGCUGGAGAAAACAAUGCCCAACCUGGAACAAGCCCCAGACAGCAGCAAACUUGACGCAGUGAAAAAAAUACAGCAGACCAUCCUUGUGUACUCCUAUCGCAAAAAGAAGAAGAGACUCCUAGAACUCACAUCUCAGUACCAGGAUCUACACUCAAAGUACAACAAAAGCUUGCUGAUGCUGAAAGCCAGCAAGGCUGAGGCGGAAAUUGAAAGAUGCUCAGCAGGUAGCUACAAGAAAGACUUCACUUGUGCCCUGAGUCAACUGGAGGAGCAACAAGCCGUGUCCAGAAGUCUCCAAGAGGAAAUCCGGAAAGUGUCCGAGGAAUCCAGGGAAUGCAAGGAUAUCAUGCGUCUCCUCAAAGAAGAAUCCGCUUCCAAGACCGUCACUGUUUCGGAAUUGCAAUUGAAAUUGUCCUCCACGACGGAUUCGUUGCUGCAAACGGAAAAUAAUCUUUCUGAGCACGUGCAAAUGAUGACUACACUCAAAGACCAAGUCGCAGCACUGACACACAACGUCACGAAUCUGACAUCAAAAGUGGCAGCAUUAGAAGAGGAGAACACGAUCCUGCAACGCGAAGUUUCCCUUGAUGAAGAGAACUUGACCCGAGCAAAGUCAACCAUUGCAGACCUGGCUUUCAAGAAUGAAGAACUCAACAACUCUUUGGUCACGACGCACGAAGAUAAUAUUCUGUUGAAACGAAGCAUACAAAAGCAGCAACAAGAAGCCGAGGUCUUCAACAGAACCAUUGAAGACCUGAAUGAAACCCUGGCUGACGUCAACGCGAGCAGGGAUGGAAUCUCAGCUAUGCUGGACGUUUUGAGGGCUGAAAACCAGGCGUUGAAGGACCUGAACAAGAAGCACUUGCAGGAGGUCUUGGAAGCUCGUUCUGAAGCUGUUGGGCACAAGAAACUUGUUUCCACCAUCUGCUGGCUUCCGGGGUUGCUGCUCAAGUGCGUCUGGGUUUCGCUGUUGCCGAUUCACCCCAAUUCCGCCGCCGCAGUCAAUUUCCGGAUUUGAAUGAUAUUGUUGAUGGAAGAUGAAGAACGCCGGUGCUUUUCGUUAUCCUGUUGCCGAUCUUGAUUUUUCCUCCUCAUUUUCUCCAGGUUUUCUUUUCUGGAAAUGCGUGAAACACGGGAUAUAUACAAUAAAUGAAUUGCGAGUGACGAAAAAGUAAGAAA